This is a messenger RNA of Melanotaenia boesemani (Boeseman's rainbowfish), 2009 nucleotides long. RefSeq names its product KIAA1328 ortholog. Lineage: Eukaryota; Metazoa; Chordata; Actinopteri; Atheriniformes; Melanotaeniidae. Bases 25 to 1863 code for a protein of 612 amino acids. The transcript is spliced from 12 exons. The record is from RefSeq and is a predicted model, not a curated record.
GGGAGUGGUGGCGGUUGUUUCAACAUGGCGGCAGCGGCAAAAAGAAGUGGAAACUCGAAGAUAUUUUGGAUCAAUGGCGAUGAAGAACAGCCGCUGGUGUUUGUUCCUGGAGUGGAUGGAGACGUGAAGACUCAGACUCCUUUCAAUCUUGGUCCAAAUGGCACUCGUACAUCCAGUAAAAGUGUCACUAAAAUGAGAACAAAGCACUCCUCUGUAAUUAAAAAUCAUACCACACAAAAGACAACAAGGAAAAAACAGAAUGACUUACAGAGUGAUGGUUUUAGAGCUUAUGUUAAGGAAAAUGUAUCAGCUAAUCUAAGUGCUACUGUGCCUGCGGAGCAAACUCUCUUUCAGCCCCCUGACACUUUUCGCCCUCUGCCACAGGUGAUGUCUGAGACCAACAGAGCUAAGAGCGAAGUCUCUUUGAAAGACCUCUGUCCUGAAGAUAAACGGCGAAUUGCAAACCUCAUAGAGGAAUUGGCUAGAGUAAGUGAGGAGAGAGAAGAGUCAGUGCAGCGUCUGAAAGAUGAGCAGGGGAAUUUUGAACGCAAGAUCCAACAACUGGAGCAACAGAACCUGAUUAUAGCACAGGAGAGGGAGAGCCUGCAGCAACAGUACAAAGAGUGCCAGGAACUGCUUGGGCUCUAUCAACAAUACCUUUCUCAGCAACAGGCAAAGCUCAACCAGUCCAUUGCCCAGCUCAGCCAGUCCCCAGCCCCUCCCAAGGUGCUCAGCAGUAAGGAAGUCCCCAGCUGGACAUCUACAAGCAGAGCUAAUGGCUCACUCUUUGAUGGCUCAUACAUGGGCCUCGCUGCUACUGGAGCACGACAGGCUCAAGUGCACAGGAGUGGCGAUGCAAGAAGAGAAACAGUACAAACGUUUAGAAGCCCUGCCUCUCUUUCAUGUGAAAGUGAAUUAAGUCCAACCGAUGGGCCUGUCAAACAGCAUGUGAGUCAGAGAAGGGAGUGCAGGGAGCCACAUGCAUGCCACAGAUGUGAGCACAGCCGAGGCAGUUGUCAUGACACUGGCUAUGGAACCCAGCAAGAAAGAAGUGGCAGUGGCUCUUGUCAAGUAAAUUGUCAUCAUAACACAUUUAGCCAGAAGAGGUGUGACAGGCUACACAGUGGGAAUCUCAUGGGCUCAGAGGCUAAAGAAGGCCUGACCAGGCCUGUGCUGGGUCAUGAAGGAUGGGAGGAGAAGAGGCACCAGCUGCUGCUGCAGAAGAUGCACUUGGAGAUGGAGAGAGAGAGGCUGCGGGCACGGCUGGUUGAGCAAGAGGAGAGGCUCAACAGACAGACUGAGCAGCUACGACAGUCACGUCUCGAUUACAGCAGAAUUCAACAACAGGCUCAAGUUGAGCUUAGCAGUUCAAAUGAUAGGAAUGGAGGGCCUGAGCCAGAGGGUCCUUCCAACCAAAAUUUGCCCUCCAGUGUGUGUGAAGAUGUGGAGGUACAUCCUGCAGGACAAACCUUGCAUGAAAAACCUUCUCAAACUGUUCCUGCUCCUUUGGCCAGUAAAAAUGCAGAUCACUUGGAACGGAGCAGACAGGACAAAGCCACGUCUCCUGCAAAGUCCCCUGCAGGCCCGAGUAAGCACACCUCAGUUUCUGUAAUCCAAAAAAGCCCAGAGGCCAGGUCAGACUUCUCUGUGGUUGAGUUAUUGGAUAUCUUUAGUCCUGUCUCUGCCUCCGAACAGUGCAGGCCAGGGACUCAAAGACCCAAAACAUUGCGACACAGGUCGGUCGCUGCUGCUCCCAAAUCAGCAGGCAGAAGUCUGCUUACUCCCAGUGGGCCUUAUCUUCAGAGUACUCAGCAGGACCUGGAAGAAAGCCAAAUACUGGAAGAUAUUUACUUCAUUUGCUGACAUAUGGGGGAAAAUGGGGAGCAAGAAAAGAAAGUCACUAAAUAUUCACCAGCUUGAUCAAACCCUUUAAUGUUUUUGUUUUAAAUUCUAUGUGCCUUCUAAAAUCAGAAUAAAUGAUCUUGUAGAUUGUGCUAUUGUGUUUUUUU